AAUUCUCAAAAUGCCUAUCCCUUCUAGUUUCAAUAUCUCAAACUCUUCUUCUUCAUCAUCUUUAGCUCUUACCUCAACAAAGAUCAAAAAACUUAUCCACGCUCUCAUAGUUUCUAGCAUCUACCGUAUUAUUAGUGCACUAUCCAAAGUCAAAUCUACUUUAGUUAACAUUCUUAGGAACAAAAAAUCCAAUACUAACUUCUCUUAUCCUUCAAAUAAAAAACAUUGCAACAAGAGAAAAAAGAUUAUUAUGGGGUCAUUUAGGCUUCACUAUAAUUGGUCUUCAAGAUCUAAUUCUCACGUUAUGCCGGUUCCAUCUCGAGUUUAUGAAGGGUUGCCUAAAGCUCUUAUUUUAGGUGAGCAAGUUCAGAAUCGUGAUUGUUGUCACGACUUUGAGCUUGCAGGAUAUCUGCAAUGGCUUGAGGAGAGUACUGAUAUUGAUGGUGAUAGAAAUAAGGGGAAUGAAAAGGAUGAGGGGAUUAUUAAGGAUGUUGAUAGGUUGGCAGAAAUGUUCAUUGCAAACUGUCAUGAAAAAUUCAAGGUUGAAAUGGAGGAGUCUUGUAGGAGGUAUCAAGAAAUGUUGGCUAGGAGUUUGUGAUGAAAAAGAUAUGCUUAAAAUAUUAGUUUAUGUUAAAAUUAGAAUUUAAGUCACUUGUUAGUUACCAAAUAGGGUAAAAGUUGUGAUAUAUACUCCUAUUCUAUAUCCUUUGGAUGUAUCUAUAUGUCCAUUAAAGUCUAGCUUCAUAUUUGUCUUUUACAUUUUUUUUUCAUUUCAAAAUAUGAAAAUGGAGGGGAGGGGAUUGAAAUGCUCUAUAUGAUGGGAUGUAUGUGGAAUUGCAAUACCUUUGUUCAUAAUUAAGGUAGCUUUAAAUGUACGCUCUUUCAAAUUAACUCUUUUAUUUUUAUAUGUUCAACUUUAUUAUUAUUUGAUA
Messenger RNA from Lathyrus oleraceus (garden pea), 932 nucleotides. RefSeq lists its product as uncharacterized. Bases 11 to 598 code for a protein of 195 amino acids. NCBI's taxonomy places the organism in Eukaryota, Viridiplantae, Streptophyta, Magnoliopsida, Fabales, Fabaceae. The record is from RefSeq and is a predicted model, not a curated record. The transcript has a single exon.